AUGUGUGAAUUUAUCGACGACAAUGACAACGACAAUGACAACAACGAUAAGGUUGUCAGAUGGUGGUGUUCACCCGAUGCUGUGCCUAUUAUCGAAAAGCCUCUGAUAGCACUUAUCAACCUCAACCAACCACUCACUUAUUCACAUAUACACCACUGCCAUUCAUUGUCACUAUUGCCACUACCAACACCAUUAUCAUCGCCAAAAGCGUCAUGA
Molecule: messenger RNA, 216 nt
Organism: Thelazia callipaeda (thelaziosis nematode)
Lineage: Eukaryota; Metazoa; Nematoda; Chromadorea; Rhabditida; Thelaziidae
Source: the annotation of a GenBank genome assembly